GUUAACUCAUAGUCUAUACAGCUACAUUAGCUAAUGGCAACAAUAAUAAACCUGCUGCUACUAUUUGCUUCAGUAGAUCUACUAGCUUACGUUUCUACCGUUCAUGGACAGGAGCUGUUGUGCAAUGGAAAUGAACUGAUUGGUCUUACUGGUGCGAUAAACAAGUCUACAAAUCAGUGUCAGCAGGGGACUCAGCAGAACUUGAAACUUUGCCCUCCGAUGGAAGUUGUGAAUCAAGCCAUUGGCGUCGAUAGCAAUGUUCUGUUUGUAACAUGCCAAGCAGAGGAAAGAGCAGCAGUUUUUGUGAGAACAGCUGAAUGUGGCUGUGGUUGUGGCCCAGGAGCUAUAUUUAACAACAUAGGAUCAAGAAAUUGUUUUCAGAGCAGUACUACUAUUCCAGGCAUUAAUAUAGUGUAUGUAAGGCCUGCGACAGACUUUAACCGACAUGUAACUGUGUACAUUGAGAACUACAAUGUGAUAAGUAGUUGUGAAAUUUCGAUUCAAUGCAUAGUACACAGGGACCACAUUUUUAAUGAUGAAGAGCUAGAGCGUUUUAAUUUUAUUGUCAGAUACGGGAAUAAUGAACCGGGAUCAGUGACCUUGACUACCAGUGAAUCCGUGGCAUCGAGUACCAGUGGAUCUGUGACCCUGACUACCAGUGAAUCCGUGGCAUCGAGUACCAGUGGAUCAGUGACCAGGACUACCAGUGAAUUCGUGGCAUCGAGUACCAGUGGAUCUGUGACCCUGACUACCAGUGAAUCCGUGGCAUCGAGUACCAGUGGAUCUGUGACCCUGACUACCAGUGAAUCCGUGGCACUGAGUACCAGUGGAUCUGUGACCCUGACCAACAGUGAAUCCAUGGCACCGAGUACCAGUGGAUCUGUGACAACUAGACAUACACAAUCUGAUUCAGACGUGAUAAUUACGAUUGCUGCUGCUACAACUCCUGCUGUAAUAGCUUUAACAUUGGGUGCAUCAGCUACAUUGAUCAUAGUGCUCUUGAUAAUAAAGAAGCAACAAUGGAGGUCAACUCCUCAUCAAGAUCCUGAUGUAGACCUGGAAGAAAAUGAAGCCUGUGGCAUACGUUUAUCAAUGAGAAUCAAUAAUGCAUAUGGCUGCAGUUCCAAUGAAGAACAGCACAUCUAUGAAGAAAUUGUACUUGAAAGUCGAGUGGAACUUGAAGCCCAUGGAACUGCAUAGAAUGAAGCAUGCACGCUCAUACAUAAUUAUAGUCC
Messenger RNA from Halichondria panicea, 1235 nucleotides. RefSeq lists its product as uncharacterized. NCBI's taxonomy places the organism in Eukaryota, Metazoa, Porifera, Demospongiae, Suberitida, Halichondriidae. The record is from RefSeq and is a predicted model, not a curated record. The transcript is spliced from 6 exons. Bases 34 to 1200 code for a protein of 388 amino acids.